Spodoptera frugiperda (fall armyworm) is the source of this 1850-nucleotide messenger RNA. RefSeq lists its product as uncharacterized. The transcript has a single exon. Lineage: Eukaryota; Metazoa; Arthropoda; Insecta; Lepidoptera; Noctuidae. The coding region runs from base 126 to 1850 and encodes 574 amino acids. The record is from RefSeq and is a predicted model, not a curated record.
UCUUUAGUAACAACUUAAUAUGAUAUUAUUUAUAUUACAUUUUAUAAUAAAAUAAUUUAUUUACAGACGACGACACAGAAGCAGAACAAACAUCUGGAAAUUAUGAAGUCAGUCGUGGUGAUAUUAUGUACACCGCGCCGUCAACUAGUCGAAGUAGCAGACGACAAUCUACAGUAAAUUACAGAAUUAGUGAGUCUUCGAAUGAAGAGCCAUUUUCACCACCGGUAUCUGAAUAUUUACCAAGUUCGAGUCCUAGUCCGAUAGCAGACUUAGGCAAUACUUUACCAUCUUCAAUAUUGAAUGACUUCGAUUUUAGUUUGAGAGAUUGCUUAGGUAAUUCUACACUUUUCUCUACUCCAAUUUCCACCACUCAUAAUGAUUUAAUUUUUAUAGCGUCACCUACAGUCGUUUUUAUAUCUAAUCCUCAAAAAACAAUUUCUAUGGGUAACAAAGACAGUUAUGAAAAUUUAGCGGUAUCAUCAGGAAAUUACAUAGAAGGAGUUAAUCCUUUGCCGAAUGAUGCCGAUCUUGAACCCGUAUCCACGUUCUGGUAUAAUGCACCACUUCCUGAAAAGAGCAUAACUGCCGCAGAACCUGAAACAGAACCUACAUUUACUAGCCCUACAAGAACUCUGCUGACUCUUGAAAGUACUACGGUCAUGCUUCGUGAAGCAGAGCCUGCAUCCAUAGCAUGUCGCGACGAAUAUCCGUUAGUUGAACAUAAUACUGCUGCAGAACCUGAAAAAGAACUUACAUCUACAAGUCUUGCAAAAACUCCACCGACUCUUGAAAAUACCCCGGCUAUACUACCUGAAGCAGAACCUACAUCCAUAACAUGUUAUAACGACGAAACUCUUCCAGUUGGACAUAAUACUCUCACAGAACCUGAAACAGAACCUACAUCUACAAGCCCUGAUAGAACUCCACCGGUCUCUUCAAUUGCCACAGCUAUAGUUCCUCACUCAGACCCUCCAAUCAUAGCCUGCCACGUUGAAACUCUACCAGCUGGAUAUAAUUCCACCACAGAACCUGAAGCAACGAAUUCUCGUCCAGUGUUAGUAACUGAAGCUAAUAUAAAUCCUAGAAAAAGAAAGCGUAAUCCCGAAAAAUGGUCUCAAACACAAAAAAAAAUCAAAUUAAAUACAGGUCAACAGCCUCAAAAACAGAUGCAAGAGCCUUGCAAGUGUAAGCUUAAAUGCUUUGAAAAAAUACCCAGCGACAGGAGGUUGGUAAUAUUUAAGCAAUUUUGGGCUUGUGGUAACCAUGAAACUCAAUGGCAAUUCAUUUUGAAAAACACUGAGAUUAUAGAACCUAAAGUUAUGAAAAUUCAGCGUAAGCGUGAACGAAAUCGUACACUGGUUUAUUAUUUGCCGUCAAAAAACGAUGUAUGCCUUGUGACUAAUUUGAAAGUGUGCAAAACUAUGUUUCUUAAUACGCUAGGUAUUAAAGAAAGAACAGUUUACACUGCCAUUGAUAAGUAUGCUAAUGGGGACCAAAUAACAGACCUUCGAGGAAAACAUACCAAUAGACCUCAUAGAACAGCCAGCGAAACAGAACAGAGUGCAAUUCAACAUAUUCAGUCCUUUCCUUGUAUCGAAUCUCACUAUCUUAGACAAAAUUCCAGCCGUCAAUAUUUGUCACAAGACUUAAAUAUCUCAAAAAUGCAUCGUUUGUACAAAGAUUGGAUAUCAGAAAAUGAAAACUUUCGUAAUACUAAAGUGGCAAGCGAAUAUCAAUAUAAUCAAAUAUUUAAUACACAUUUUAACCUUUCUUUUUCCGGCCGAAGAAGGAUUUGUGCAAUUUAUGUAGCAAAUACGACAAUUCAACUGAAGAAGGUAAAUUACAACUGA